Molecule: messenger RNA, 3837 nt
Organism: Oncorhynchus gorbuscha (pink salmon)
Lineage: Eukaryota; Metazoa; Chordata; Actinopteri; Salmoniformes; Salmonidae
Exons: 6
Coding region: 430-3162 (910 amino acids)
Biological process (GO): protein dephosphorylation; negative regulation of JUN kinase activity
Cellular component (GO): cytosol; cytoplasm
Molecular function (GO): protein tyrosine/threonine phosphatase activity; MAP kinase tyrosine/serine/threonine phosphatase activity
Source: RefSeq, a predicted model, not a curated record
UUGACACAUGCCCAAGCACUGACACUUUUUAUAGUGGUGAUAUUUUUUUAUUUUUUGUUAUCAAUAAUAGAUGCUUAGUGUCGUAGGUCCUCUAUUUUUAUAUGCAAGCUUAUUCUCGCACGGAAAACGGAUCCGCAAAAUGUGAUAGGUCCUCCAGUGUAGAAGAGGAUACCGUUAACCAAAGAGAUGUCUGGACAACAUCAAUGACAAUGUAAAUAAUUAUAUUACACGGAGAGCAUGAAGAUACAACGGAAUUGUCAAUCCUAACGCGCAGCAUGCCGUUAUUUGUCCACAGCAAACCGGGAUAAAUAGUGUUGCAGGCUACGAAGGCAAGGCUGAAAAAGGGAAAAAGAUGAGGAUGCCAUCACCAAGCUCUGUGCGUGGACGUAUGCGUGUGGAAAAACGCAAGCAUGCUUUGCGUAAACCCAGAUGCCUCCACUCCCUCUUGACGAGCGCAUAGUGGUUAUUCAGCGCCCUAAAAACUUGGCCCUACCUGGGUCCUCCCCACAGCCCCACUCCCAUAUAACAGCCCAUAGCAACAAACUUCUCUCCCACCCUUCUCAUCCCCACCCUCCUCAGUCCUACCCCAAUCCUCCCUCCUCGAACUCACUGUCUUUGGAAUGCAAGCGCAGAUCAUCAUCCCAUCUGCAGAAAACCAAGGUCGACAAGGCCAUUGUCUCAGAGGGUACCAGACACACCCCUAGCCACUGUCACAGCAACGGGACAGUGACUCUUGGCCCUAGUCCACAUCAACACACACAUACGAUCGACAUCAAGUUAUCUGUGAACAAAGGAACAAAAGGAGGGGGGCACAGCAACUCUUUAGUUCGCAGUGGGAGUGUGAAGGGGGGCCAAAAAAGGGUUUCGUUGCGCUUGGAUCCAGGAUACGGGGAGAAAAACACUGGAGGAACAUCAGGGAAGCCUGGAGGAGCAGUGCAGCAACUCCAAAACCACCCACAGAACCAGAGACAAGCCUCACCAGGCAGUCACCAUCAGAAUAAUCUGUCUGUGUCCCCGGGAGGAGUCUUAGAGUUUGUCCCAUCUCAGAGACAGCAGUCCAAGUCCAGAAGAGAGAAGGUACAGAACGUGUCCUCCAAAGUCUGCUCUGCCAGCUUCCCCCCCAGAGGUGCCCGGGAAGUGCCCUACGUGGGUAACAAAGAGAAUUCCAAACUGGGACCUGUCCAUCAAAACCCCAACCCCCACAGCCUACCUGGCCACCACAACUCUGUCCCUGUGCCCCAUGCCGCUGUUCUAAACUCCCACUACCCUGCCCCCCCUCCCUCCCACCACCCCCGUGCUCCUACCUCGUUUCAGCAACCCCUCAACCAGUCUCGUCCAUCCCGCGGCAGGGACCAUCGUCCUCAGAUCCUCCACGGCCUACCCCUCUCCCCCUGUUCCUCCCGUGGAGGUUUCCCCAGCCCAGACCACACCUGUACCAUCGACUUCUCCCAUCCCUUCAGCUGUGGCUGCUGGAAGCUGGUCCGCUGCAGGGGGGCCAGGGGACGUUCUGCUGGCUGCCAGAGGGGUGGGGGGAGUCCGUCUUCCUCUUUCUCCUGUGGCCACAGCCACGGGGUUGUAGGUGUGAACCACAGAGGUGGCGCAGCAAUGGGAUUAAGAACUCUUGGGGGAUGUUUGUCCACAGCCUCCACCACCAACACCUCAUCCUCCAACAGCACUGUGUCGGACUGCCGCACGGGCUUGCUCAGACCCCUGCGAUGUGCCUCCUGCUCCGGGGAGGCUGGCGCCUUUGAGAGUCCUGCUGCAUUCCGCAAAAAACUGGUGGGGGGAUGCCUGCCCUGUACCCCACUAUCCUCCUCAGCCCCGCUGCGAGCCUUACAGAGUUGUGUGAGUGGCUGCAACCCCAAAGCCAGUCAGGCCGGCAGCUCUACCUGCAGCUAUUGUAGCAGCGACCCUAUAGUUGUCACCUUCAACCCCCGUCGGGGCGGCAAGCCCCCUGGUAUGGGCAGGGGUGUAGGGGCAGGGCCCCCCAUGGGAGUAUUCCCCGCUGAUGAUGAUGAUUACAGCGUGCGCACAAUCUGGCCUGAGGAGCUGGCGAAAAAGAUGACCGGGUCUAAAACCCAACAGAACCAGCAGAGCUGUGCAGGGAUGGGGAUGGGAGCGGGGAAGACAAGUGUGGGUCAGAACCAAAACAGCAGCAACGGAACCAGCCCUGUCACCCUGGACUGUAGGAACCUAUUGGAGUUCACCCGGAAUCAGAUAACAGACCACGCUGGCCGACGCCGGCUUCAGCAGGGCAAGAUGGCCGUCCUAGAUUUUAUUGGGUCUGGGCCUGGGCGAGAUCCAGACCAGGACUCCCUAAAGAGGCUCUGGAACAAAGGUGGGGAGUCAGGCAAGGUGGAUGGCAUGGGGCAGGAAGGCAAUAUUACAUACCCUCGCACCCCUUCCCCCUGCACCCCCUCUCCCCAAUCCCCUCCCUCCUUCUCACCCCCACCGUCAGCUCCCAGCACUCUCCUCAAACCCAAACCCAGACAGAGAGAUGCAGACGGACGCCAUUCCCUCCCCUCCGCCCAGUCCCUUCACCUGGUCCUCAACUCACUCAACAGAGAGCAGGAUGAAGAGAGCGGCAGAGUGCACCUCACUCUGCCGCUCUCCUCCUCGCUACCGGCUUCCCUGUCAGAUGAGAAUGGGAUGACCCCUGACGUGGAGAAUGCGGUGGUCAGCCCCAUCCUACCAUUCCUCUUCCUGGGCAACGAGAGGGAUGCCCAGGACCUGGACCUGCUGCUGCGACUCAACAUCGGCUACGUAGUCAACGUCACCACACACCUGCCCCUCUACCACCUCGGCUCCGGCCUGGUACGCUACAAACGACUACCGGCUACCGACAACAGCAAGCAGAACCUACGACAGUACUUUGAGGAGGUGUUUGAGUUCAUCGAGGAGGCUCACCAGAGUGGGCGAGGAGUGUUGAUUCACUGUCAAGCGGGCGUGUCCCGUUCGGCAACCAUCGUCAUCGCCUACCUGAUGAAGCACACCCUUAUGACCAUGACUGAUGCCUACAAGUAUGUGCGUGGCCGUCGUCCUGUGGUGUCUCCCAACCUCAACUUCAUGGGUCAGCUACUGGAGUUUGAGAGGGACCUCAACUCCGGGGUCACUCCUCGCAUCCUGACCCCCAAACUCAGCGGCCUGGAGACCCAGGUCUGACAGCGGGAUACGAGGAAUGGAGGGGAGGAGGAAACCAGCAUUGGGCCAGCCAUAGUUUUGUGAAGGAGAAACUAAAGGUAGAGCAACAAAGAGGAGAAUGCUGAUUGACAGAAUGUCCCUAUUGGCAUAGAUUAAGAAUAAAAUAUUGAAAUUGUGCACUUUCUAGAUAUUAUAGAAUAAAUCAUUUGAUUGGUUAACUCAUAAAUAGUCCCAUUUUUGGUCAACCUAAUCCUCAUCCAAUACCAUUUGUAAUUAUGUGGCAAGUUUUUAUAUAAUGCUUAGAUAUCAUUAUUUACCAUGAUCCACUGUAAUCAGAUGGCUCAUGUGAUGCUUGUGGUAUAGAGCAUUAGAGCAUUACAGAAGUUAAGGAAGUGCAAUGAGUCCUGGUCUGACUCAAGGCUGUCAUUUACAAAAUCCAUAAUGCAUGCAGAACCAGAAUAGAAACAACUACAGUGACACCCCACCAUUCAGCUAUGACAGCAAACACUAUCCAUAGCCCCAGAGAGGGCAUUCCAAUGCACUUUAUCAAUUUAUCAAUAUGUUUGGUUGUUUCAAUUGAAGUGGCCCAGAGGAUAGCUGAUCUUACCAUAUUGUUGGUUUAUUUAUAUUCUUCCCCACUGGGUCGGAAAUGUCUAAAUAACAUUUAAAAAUUAAAUAUAUAAAUAUAUAUACAUA